CGUUUACUGUCGGAACUUAACAGUGUGACAUUUAGCGGAAGUAAACAACAACACUCUCUUGUAGCUUUAGCUGCAUUAGAGGUACUGUAGCCGUAUUGUAGAUAAUUAUUUCAGUUUCAAUUACGCAACAAUGCCUUCAGUUGAGUAUGUGAGACAGUUUGUCAACGAGCGACUAACUGCUGCUGCUGAAGAAAUAUUCAGAGUUUUUGAAAAAACUAUCGUCGAGUACGAGGAAGAGAUCGAUCGUCAGCGCAGACUGUUGAGUAACGUUAUCGAUUGGAAUCCCAAAAUAAAGUUACACAUCAUAGAGCUCCCACAGCAACAUGUCUGUGAGGAGGAGGAGGUUCUCGCUGACCAGCAGCAGAUGUGUACUCAGGAGAGGAACUCCAGUCCGGACCAAGAGGAGCCAGAUCGUCCACAGAUUAAAGAGGAACAGGAGGAACUCUGCAUCAGUCAGGAGGGAGAGCAGCUUGUACUGAAGCAGGAGACUGAUGCCUUUAUGUUGACUCCUACUUAUGAGGAAAGUGGCCGCAGUGAAGAUCAGACUCUGAACUUUAGUAUCGAUCAAUCUCAGUGUGUGGUGGAGGAAAAGAGUCUAAACUACAUUCCAGGUAACAGGUCUGUAGUAUCAGAACCAAACACUGACCUGCUCCUCUCUCAUGAAACUGAGAGCCAAGAUAAAAAAAGAGGCAAGCAUGGAGACUCUGGAUCAAUUAGAAAUGCAGAGCCAGAAACAAACAAGAGACAUCACAAAAGCAGAAGUCACAGUAACAGUGUAAACAGCCCUAACUUGUCAGAGAUUCACUUUGAUACUCACACAGGUAAAAAGAUGUAUAACGAUAUAAGAAUCCACACAGAUGAGAAGCAACAUUCUUGCCAAACAUGUGGGAGAAGUUUCAGUCGGAUAUCAUCAUUGAAAUAUCAUUUAAUAACCCACACAGGUGAGAAGCCAUAUUCUUGCAAGACAUGUGGGAAAACCUAUGGUCAGAUAUCAUCAUUGAAGUAUCAUAUAAGAACCCAUACAGGUGAGAAGCCAUAUUCUUGCAAAACAUGUGGGAAAGCUUUCAAAUGUAAUAAUAUUCUGAAAGUCCACAUGAGAACCCACACAGGUGAGAAGCCAUAUACUUGUAAAACCUGUGGGAAUAGAUUCUGUGACCUGUCAGCAUUGAUAAGACAUAUGAGAAUCCACACAGGUGAGAAGCCGUAUACUUGUAAAACAUGUGGGAAAGAUUUUAGUCGUAGCGAUGAUUUGAAAGUCCACAUGAGAAUCCACACAGGUGAAAAGCCAUAUACUUGUAACACUUGUGGGAAGAAUUUCAGACGUAGCACUGAAGUGAUGGUCCAUAUGAGAAAAGCCCACACUGGUGAGAAGCCGCGUCUUUUUUAAAGGCAUAUAAUAUAAGAGUGCAGACAGACAAGUCAUUUUCUAAUGGAAUCCACACGAGGAAGAGAGGAGUCACGUGUAACACUUUCAGAAAAAGUUUUUCUCAAAUCACGUUCUUCAAAAAACACAUGCGGAUCAAUAUACA
This is a messenger RNA of Sander lucioperca (pikeperch), 1529 nucleotides long. RefSeq names its product zinc finger protein 112-like. Gene Ontology annotation, molecular function: DNA-binding transcription factor activity, RNA polymerase II-specific; RNA polymerase II cis-regulatory region sequence-specific DNA binding. The transcript is spliced from 3 exons. Gene Ontology annotation, biological process: regulation of transcription by RNA polymerase II. Bases 131 to 1387 code for a protein of 418 amino acids. NCBI's taxonomy places the organism in Eukaryota, Metazoa, Chordata, Actinopteri, Perciformes, Percidae. Gene Ontology annotation, cellular component: nucleus. The record is from RefSeq and is a predicted model, not a curated record.